Messenger RNA from Geodia barretti, 744 nucleotides. The record is from the annotation of a GenBank genome assembly. Lineage: Eukaryota; Metazoa; Porifera; Demospongiae; Tetractinellida; Geodiidae.
AUGGGCCACAAGACCCAUCCAUACGGGUUUCGACUGGGUAUCAUAAAGGACUGGAAGGCGCAUUGGUACGCGUCCACUGGUUCGGCCUAUCGGAACUUGGUCAAGGAAGAUCUCGACCUGCGGUCAUGUAUCCGCAAUGAGUACCGCAUGUUCUCCGACGCAGGUAUUGCCAAUGUCGUAAUCGACCGCGGCGCCCAGGACAGCGUUAUUGACAUCCAUUCGGCGCGGCCCGGCAUACUCAUUGGCCGUGACGGAGAGCGCGUGAAAAACCUGCGGUCCAAGCUUGAGGCAAUUACCCGGAGCCGUGUUCAGCUCAACAUCAGGGAAAUCGAGCAGCCUGAGAUCAACGCCUACCUGGUUGCCCGCAACGUCGCCGAUCAGCUUGAGCGGCGGGUUGCUUACCGCAGGGCCAUGCGACAAGCGGCCCAGAGGGCCAUGCAGGCGGGAGCCCAGGGGAUCAAGAUCAUUGUCAAAGGACGAAUUUCCGGGUCGGAAAUCGCCCGAACUGAGAAAUUAAUGCUAGGUCAGGUUCCGCUGCACACCCUCCGGGCUAACAUCGACUAUGCCAUUGCGGAGGCCCACACUAUUAUGGGCCGUGUUGGCGCGAAGGUCUGGGUUUAUACCGGUGAGGUCAUGCCGGUCCGGGCCGAAGAGGCAGCGGAACUGGAAAAUAUCGAGGUCACGGUGCAGGCCGACGGGCCCGACAUUGACAUCGAAGCACUGAUUGACGCUAACCAAGAAUAG